AUGAAUAUCUGGCUGCACACCUACACCCUAGAUGUUCCCUUCUUUCUGAAAAAUGUGCGCCACACGGGAAUCGAAGUUUUCGGGAACGAGUACACGUUCUCCAUGGACGGAAUCACGACAUGCAAGCCCAAGAGGUCGACCAUCGGGCAGUACUGCAAGAGCUAUGAACUGACCUUCGUGGACAUAACGUAUGCCCAGUUUGCUGAAAUUUUAAACGCCCUCGGAAAAAUAUACAGACCUAACACCUACAACUUUGUGUGUAAAAACUGCAACCACUUCUGCGAUGACUUGUUUGAGUUGCUCAGUGGCAAAAGAUUGUUUCAUACAUUUAUGAUUUAUUCUCGGUUGGGAAAAUUAUUCGGCAACUUUAAGAACCUAGCCUUGUGUGGGUACAUCGACUCCAUGGAGCUUUCCGGCAAUGACAAGGAGAUGUACGUGUACGCGCUCAAGCUGUCCAAGUCGAUCAUACGGCGGAAUAGGAACUCGCCAGUCGGAGUGGCGAGCAAAUCACAGAGCGGUUUCCCCACUACCUUACCUUCCAGCUUGGCGGGAAAUUUCACAAGCGGCCUGCCCAGCAACUUGCCCCCAUGCUUGACGAGCGGCUUGUCUACUGUCCAUUUCAACAAACCAAGCGAAGAUUACUGCAGUCGAUUUUGCAACCCGCCCCCGAUAUAUGUCAUCCCGUACACCCCUUACGUGAAUGACUCUUGCAUGGUUCAAAACGUCUCUUACGGCGAGAAUACCUUUAACGGUCCCAUGGACAGCCUGCCUGAUGAGACGCACAAGGGGUUUUUCACGAAUGGCCAAUUCAGAACUAUUUAUUCGAUUAGUACGAGUGACAGCUUUUCAAUGGCAUAA
Molecule: messenger RNA, 858 nt
Organism: Plasmodium fragile
Lineage: Eukaryota; Apicomplexa; Aconoidasida; Haemosporida; Plasmodiidae
Exons: 2
Coding region: 1-858 (285 amino acids)
Biological process (GO): protein deubiquitination
Molecular function (GO): deubiquitinase activity
Source: RefSeq, a predicted model, not a curated record